AUGUCGAAAGCCAAUCGGAUAAAAGGCUCCUGGCCAGGUGUAAGUUGUAAAGCCUGUAAUGAUCCAGAUAACAGCCGGAUGGUUUGCUGUGACGACUGUGGUUUAUGGUAUCACUUCAAGUGCGUGGGCGUUGAUGAAGGCAUCGAGGAUGUGGACUGGAGUUGUGCAACAUGCGAAGCUAAACGUACAGCUAACAGCGCAUCCGUCAUCAUUACGGUACCUGUACAGGGUGGAGCGGAACCAAGGUCAGAGGAAAACCAAGUGCAAAACGAGCAACUUAAGCAGUUUCAACUAAAAAUGGAUCAGAUGCAGAAUAAAUUUGAAGAACAGCAGCGGGCCUACGAGAAGCUACUUCGUGAAAAAGACCGCUUGUUGCAGAAUGCUGUCAGUGAUUUGCACCACCAGUUUCAGCGUCGAAUGGAGAAGCGAGAGAAGCAAAUACGAGAGGAGUUAGUUGUUCCAUCCGGUGUUCCUCCACCUAACGCGAAUUCAACGACUUUAGGAACGGAAAUCCGAGCAGCGGGCGACGUGUAUAAAGCGAUCGAGCGGAUGGAAAGACAACUUAUGGAGAUGGCAAGAAAGCAAGAUGUCCAAACGAAGUGCCUUGAGAACCGAGUGAAAGCGAUGGAAAUCGGUGAAUCUAUCCCACCGAGGAAUGAUUUUGCGAUCGAAGAAGAAACAGUGAACACGGCUCACGAGCUCAGCAGAAGUCAACUUGCCGCACGGCACGCAAUUGCGAAAGAACUUCCUUAUUUCUCAGGCUAUCCGGAAGAAUGGCCUCUGUUCAUUGCUACUUAUGAGAGUACUACCAGGAUGUGCGGUUAUAGUGAUGAAGAAAACCUACUUCGACUUCAGAAAAGCUUAAAGGGAAAAGCUCUAGAAGUAGUGCGGAGCCGUUUGUUAUAUCCAGCAGGGAUCGAAGGUGUCAUAAACACGUUAAGGACGUUAUUCGGCAGGCCGGAAGUGAUUGUACACUCAUUAGUAUGCAAGAUUCGGGAAAUGCCCGCGCCGAAGACAGAGAAGCUUGGAACUCUGAUCGAUUUUGGCGUCGCCGUCCAGAAUAUGUGUGCAACGAUCGUGGCUUGUGGUCUAAACGAGCAUCUUUGCAACGUGGCACUCCUUCAAGAGCUCGUCGAGAGACUGCCACCAACUAUUAAGCUCGAUUGGGCGAGAUUUCGUCAUGCACUAAAUGCGGUUACACUGUCGGACUUUAGCAAAUGGCUUGGUACGCUCGUGGAAGCGGCAUGCACAGUAACGGUUCCGUCGUCAAUAAGCAGCUACGCAGGCAAACCAGAGAAACGAGGUCGAAGGGAGGAAGUGCACGUACAUGUCGAGACGACUUCUAGUCCAUCUCUUGUUCCAGUGGUUCCUUUCAGGACUACGCCGAAGCCAGCGUUUACUCAGUGUGUCCUUUGUCACGGAGAAUGCGGAAAUCUAGGCUCAUGUAAAAUGUUUCGGGAAAUGGAUAUCGAUGCUCGGUGGGCAGCACUGAAGCAGCACAAGUUGUGUCGUAAAUGUUUGACAAAACAUUUCGGAGCGUGUACGGUUAGGCAAGCUUGCGGAAUGAAUGGUUGUACUUACAUGCAUCACCAAUUGUUACACGAUGAGGCCAGAUAUCAACGACGAGAGCUUCAACAAGCAUCACUUCCUCGUGGUAGUUCCGAGACAUCCGUCGAAACCUGCAACACGCAUUCAAGUAACGUAGGAAAGGUAUUGUUUCGAUACGUCCCGGUGCUCCUACGUGGACGAGGCAAGUCUGUCAGUACGUUCGCCUUUCUGGACGAUUGUUCAUCGGUCACACUUAUGGAACACAGUUUGCUAAAAGAACUAGAUAUUCAAGGUGAACCGUAUCCUUUGUGUCUCGAUUGGACAUCAGACUAUCAACGGCAGGAAAUGAAUUCCGUUAAGCUUGGUUUGGAAAUUUCGGGAAUACACGACACUAAGGUGCAUCAGAUUCCCAAAGUUCAUACUGUCCAAAGGCUGGCAUUGCCAAGGCAGACCCUUGCUUUGGAUGAAUUGCAGCUUCGCUAUCCAUACUUGCAUGAUCUUCCGGCGGAUUCAUAUUACAAUGUCGAACCAAGAAUAUUGAUUGGAAUCGAUAGUUGCCAUUUGGGGCACACGUUAGACAGCAGAGAGGGGAAGAAAAUCGAGCCGAUUGCCACCAGAACACGCUUGGGAUGGAUAGUGUUUGGACCCUGCUCUGUAAUACCCCAAAUUAGUUACAUGGCACAUCAUAGUUUUCAUGUGUGCCAGUGUUGCGAGCGAAACGAUGCUGAGCUGCAUAAAACGGUUAAAGCAUACUUCGCCUUGGAUAGCAUUGGGAUCGGGCACAACAUCAAGCCACUCCUAUCAAAGUAUGAUGAGCGAGCGCAGCAGUUAUUGAAAUCUCUAACUCACGUUAAAGACAGAAGGUACGAGACAGGAUUGCUCUGGCGCAACGAUGAUGUCCGACUGCCUGAUAGCAAACCUAUGGCUGCGAGACGGCUGAGCUGCUUGGAGAAGAGAAUGCAACGAGACCCUGAAAUGGCUGAAUCGUUAAAGGAGAAGAUUAGAGAUUACGAGCGAUGCGGAUAUAUCGUGAGACUGACUGAGAAACAACUAUCCAAGAAAUACCCGCGUGUCUGGUAUCUGCCAAUUUUCCCCAUAGUAAAUCCCAAUAAACCAGGAAAACUACGAAUAGUUUGGGAUGCGGCUGCGAAGGUUGCGGGAGUAUCGUUGAAUUCGUUUUUACUUACUGGGCUGGAUUUACUUACUUCUCUGUUAUCCGUGCUUCAUCGCUUUCGCGAAUUCAGAAUUGCCAUUACCGGGGAUAUACGGGAAAUGUUCCUACAAGUGAUGAUGAAUGAAAAUGACCAACAAUGUCUGAGAUUUUUAUGGCGAAACGGUGAGCUUGACCGUGAUCCAGACGUUUAUGCUAUGAAGGUGAUGAUAUUUGGGGCAACGUGUUCGCCGAGUUGCGCGCAGUAUGUAAAAAACCAUAAUGCACAACGAUUCCAGGACCGAUUUCCAAGAGCAGCUGAAGCGAUAGUGAAGGAACAUUACGUCGAUGAUAUGCUCACUAGUGUGGAAACGGAAGAAGAGGCGAUAAAGUUGGCGAAAGAGGUCCAGUUCGUCCAUGCUGAGGCUGGUUUCGAAAUACGCAACUGGCUGUCAAACUCAAAUCAAGUACUGCGGGAGUUGCAAGCGACACCAGGUGUAAAAAGUAUGAAUCUGUUGAGCGAGAUGGGGACAGAAAAAGUUCUGGGCUUGUGGUGGUGUACUGUUACUGAUUCAUUCACCUUCAAAGUAUCCCCAAGGAUUAACGCGGAACUACUUAACGGUCAUAUUAUUCCGACAAAGAGGCAGAUCUUAAGCACGCUAAUGAUGAUCUAUGAUCCUUUGGGAUUCUUGGCAAACUUCCUGAUGUUUCUGAAGAUAUUGCUUCAGGAAAUAUGGCGUAGCGGUGUGAAUUGGGACGAGCCAAUCAACAGUGAACAGCGGGAGAAAUGGCUGACGUGGGUGCAAGUUCUUCCGAGAGUAGAGAUGGUUAGGGUGCCCAGAUGUUACCGGACGAGGAGUAGCAUCAGUGAACGAAAUUCGAUUCAGCUCCAUGUCUUCGUUGAUGCGUCUGAGAAUGGAGUUGCUACGGUAUGUUAUCUGCGUUUCGAAGAAGGUGGCGUCGUGGAAUGUGCACUGGUCGGGGCAAAAACAAAAGUAGCUCCACUGCGAUUUGUGUCAAUACCCAGACUGGAACUGCAGGCAGCAGUAAUCGGCGCCCGCUUGGCGAACAGCAUCACGGAGUCGCACAAAUUAAAACCUAUGCAACGAUUCUUCUGGACGGAUGCGCGAGAUGUUCUUUGUUGGCUAAACUCUGAUCACCGGAAAUAUAGCCAGUUUGUAGCGGUACGAAUCAGUGAGAUGUUGGAGUUGACGGAGCAACAUGAAUGGAACUGGAUCCCAUCAAAAUUGAACGUUGCGGACGAGGCUACAAAAUGGCAAAAGUUACCGGACCUGGCUCCUACAAGUCGUUGGUUUCGUGGACUGGAAUUCCUGUGGGGCCCCAAAGAGGGUUGGCCUGAUAAUAUAUCAAAAUUUGGUGACACAAUAGAAGAAAAACGUGUAAAAGUACUACAUCACUUCGAAGAACGUGCGAUAUUCGAAUGGGAGAAAUUUUCCAGAUGGAAACGGUUGCUACGUCAUGUGGCUUUUGUGAAACGAUUCCCAGCUAAUAUACGCAAGAAAAUCGUCAAACAACCUGUUGAAAGCGGUCCCCUAUCCCAUGAGGAACUAAAAGAAGCAGAGCUGACUAUACUUAAGUUCGUUCAAGAUUCCGAGUUUGCCAGAGAGAUUCAACACUUAAGGAAAUCUAAUCCAUUGCCAUGGAAGAACGUGUUGCCCAAAAAUAGUUCAUUGUACAAGCUUAGCCCAAUUCUUGAGGUAGAUGGGUUAGUUCACAUGAAAGGUCGCAUAGAUGCUUGCGAAUUUGUGGAAGAGUGUACGAAACGCCCGAUAUUGCUGCCUAAGUGCCAUCCAGUUUCGGAUCUUAUUAUCGCCAGCAUUCACCAACGAUACUGCCACAUGAACCACCAGACGGCGCUCAACGAAAUCAAGCGUCGGUUCUAUAUUCCGAAACUUCGUUCGGUGUAUAAUCGUGUUCGUAAGAGAUGCCAGCUUUGCAAAAUCCGCAAGGCAAAACCAGCCGUCCCUGAAAUGUCCGCUCUACCACCAAUGCGGUUGAAAGCCUUUUGUCGGCCAUUUUCAUAUGUAGGCAUUGAUUAUUUUGGGCCGAUGCACGUGGCUGUUGGCAGACGUACCGAAAAACGUUGGGGUGUGUUGAUUACUUGUCUCACUGUUCGAGCAAUACACCUCGAAAUUGCGCACACCCUCACAACAGAUUCAUGCAUCUUGGCCAUUAGGAAUUUCAUAGCCAGAAGAGGUUCCCCCUUGGAGAUAUUUAGCGAUCGCGGAACGAAUUUUGUUGGUGCAAGCCGUGAAUUGAAACAGGCACUACAGCAGAUAGAUCAGGACAAGCUGAUGGAACAUUUCACUACAACGGAUACAAAAUGGUCAUUCAACCCGCCAGCUUCUCCGCACUUUGGUGGCGCAUGGGAACGCCUCGUUCAGUCAGUGAAGAAAGCCUUGAAACACCUACAACUCACACGCACACCUACCGAUGAACUAUUAAGAAACAUGUUGGCAGAAAUCGAACUAAUUAUCAAUUCUAGACCGUUGACUGAAUUGCCACUAGACGAUGAGCUAUCAUCGCCGCUAACCCCGAACCAUUUCCUACUCGGGUCAUCAGACGGUUCUAAGCCACCGGUCACAUUCGAAGACAGUAGCUACGCCCUGAAGCACAAAUGGAAGAUGUCGCAGGUCUACGCAAACAGGUUCUGGAAACGCUGGAUAGCUGAUUACCUGCCAACGUUAACGAGGAGAACAAAAUGGUUUUGUCCGGCGAAGCCCAUAGAAGUGGGAGACAUUGUCGUGUUGGUGGACGAGACACUUCCAAGAAAUUGUUGGCCGAAAGGACGAAUCAUCGACGCCGUCCGGUCCAAGGAUGGCCAGGUUCGAAGAGCUAUGGUGCAAACAGCUAGCGGAAUAUUGGAGAGACCAGCCAUAAAACUCGCCGUGUUGGAUGUUGGUGCGAUUGGGAGUACCUCGGAUCAAUGAUCGCGAAGUACUGGGGGGAGUGUCGCAACUUUUCAAGUUGCUACGCACCUACUAUUCAACAACAUUGGUUCGUGCUGGUAUAACCCUCUCUUUAGGUAUGCCUCUGCGCCAAAGACAUUUUCCACACCCGGUGACCGAUCAAGGGAUCGAUCGAAUUAACAGGUUACGCAAGGACAGGCGAAUAGCGAAUUGUUAUACGAAGUUAGUUCUUAUACGAAAAAUAUUUAAAAUAGCGAGAAUUUGUAAUUUCCUAUCAACUACGUGGCUGUUAAAAUAUAUUGCUGAACUCAUACGGUUAGAACAAAGGCAGUAAUUGCAAUCGAAGCCAAGAAUUUGCUAGGUUUAAUCCAGCAGCUGAAAUACAAAAAGAAGAACAGAAUUAAAACGUAAAAGGGACUAAAACGGAUUUUUUAACGGCUCGUCGAAUAAAGCGUUUAGAAAACCAGAAUCCCUCCUUUUACGUUGGAAUCACAACA
Molecule: messenger RNA, 6125 nt
Organism: Topomyia yanbarensis
Lineage: Eukaryota; Metazoa; Arthropoda; Insecta; Diptera; Culicidae
Exons: 3
Coding region: 1-5649 (1882 amino acids)
Biological process (GO): DNA integration
Molecular function (GO): nucleic acid binding
Source: RefSeq, a predicted model, not a curated record